This is a messenger RNA of Larimichthys crocea (large yellow croaker), 3814 nucleotides long. RefSeq names its product fidgetin. The record is from RefSeq and is a predicted model, not a curated record. Bases 514 to 1701 code for a protein of 395 amino acids. NCBI's taxonomy places the organism in Eukaryota, Metazoa, Chordata, Actinopteri, Sciaenidae. The transcript has 3 exons.
AGGGCGAGCGAGGGAGGGAGGGAGGAAAGGGGGCUGGAGGGCGAGUGAGGGAGUGUAGGAGAGAAGGAUAGGGUCCCAGAAGAGAGUACCAGCCUCCCUCUCUCUCUCUCACACACACACACACACACUCCACAGUAACACAUCCACAUUUACAUCGGCUCCCCCAGUUGUACUUUUUUUUUUUUUUUUUUUUUUUUUUUUUGGUGAAUAGUGGAUUACUUUCCAAAUUGAAGCACUCUGCGGGCAAAAUCCUCAGGCAUGAUCAGGUGGCAGCAUGUCGGAGCGGUUUUGAACUGUGAAAUGAACCAUGGAGGGGUGCAGGAGGACAGUCACUAGCCGAGCCAGCAGCCGCACAACCACAACCACCAACACCACCACCACCACCAGCACCAGCAGCAGCAGCAGCAGCAGGAGAAGCAGCAGCCCAGGGAGGCCCCGCAGCAUGCAGCUGGGUCCUCACUAGCACCAAGUGGAGCCAGUCCUCUCCUCUUCAUCUGAGCCCAGGGCUGCAGAAUGCUCAGUCCAGUCACCCCAUAUAGUCUGUUGAAGAUGCACUGGUCUCCGGAGCACGCCGCCCCCUUAUCUCAGUGGCCUGAGCAGCACCUAGAUGUCACCUCUACCACCUCACCACCGUCUGCCCACAAACAUGACCCCUACUCUACAGCUUCUCGCCGCAGCUUUGCCCCUGCAGGUUACCCUUGGGCCAGUGAUGACAUAUCAGCCCUUACUGCUUCUUCUCUUCUCAAACGCUAUGCUGAGAAAUACUCAGGCUUGGAACUGUCCUAUGAACGUCCUCCUACAGGGGCCUACCCAGAGCCUGGAACUUUCCUGAAAACUGAACCUGAGCCCUGGGCUCUGGGUGUUACCCAGGAGUGUUACCCUGGACUGGAGGCAUUAACUGGUGCCAAGGUAGGCUCUGCAUCUGUGGGCAUCCCAGCAACAGGAAGUGUGACAGUAGUGAGUAAUUUAGCCUCUGAGCCAGGCUAUAGUGGUGCCGGGCCAUGCAGUGCCCCGUCAUCUCAGGAAUACCCUCCUGCCUACAACAGCACCUACCUAUCCUCAGGAUACUGCCCUCAGCCCAGCGCAGCACUUCCCCCUGCCCCUCUACACACUCUACAGGCAGCACCCACUCUAGUGCCCAGCUACAGCGCGAGCACUCCUGUGUACAACUACCCUCCCGGGUGCUACCCCCAAACCAGCCUGUCCUCUGGAUACAGCCACCCCAGUGCCUCCUACCUGCCCUCUGGUAUUAGCGCCCCCAAUCCUCUGGUGCCGAGGCCCACCAUGGUGGGGAGCAGUUACAGCUACCCAUCUCACAGCCUCGGAGGGAGCUCCGAGGCAGGGGUGCCACUGAAACGCAAGGCCUUCGAGAUGACAGAGGAAGGACAGGAGGGAGCAGAGGAGGAGGGAUCACGCUACAGAAAGUAUGGCAACGGCCAUGGAAACAGUCAUGGCAAAAGUCACGGCAACGGGCACGGCAAUGGCUACGAUAUGAGCGGCUCAAGCUCAGACCCACAGGCCUUCAAACCUGGAAAGCCCCUGAUGUCACCUCCCUAUGGUGGGGCAAGGGACUACAGCCCACCAUCAGGCCUAGCAGGAGAGAGUGUGUCAGGGGAGCACAACUUUCCUCAGCAACAGAGAAUGUCUAUGAAGAUACCUGCAUCGCACGCACGCUCUGAGGACCCCACCGGAGGGCGCUGACAAACCCGACUGGCAUUUGAAAGGAUUCUUUCACUGUUUGAAACCAUCCAGGGUUCUUAAUCCAGACAGACACGUGGGAAUAAACUUGGAUUUAUCAUUGAAAGGUUUCAUUUCAUGAUAGAACACAAGAAGGCACAAUUUCUUGUGCAUCUUUACCAGUUUCAAUUAUUCAUGUUUUUCCAAAGAUUCACAGGGGCAUUGUACCCUGCAUUGUUCCCUGUGAGGUUAAGGUAAGUCUUAGGGGUGAGGUGAAGGCAUUCUCUACAUAGACAGCAUGAGUGUCUGUUUCUCUCAGGAUCCUAUUUAUUUCUUUUCUGCUGCUGUGGCAGCAGUACUGCAACAUUGCUGUUUUAGAAAGUUGGUGUAAUUAUUUGUGGCCAUUAUGUAUGUAAAAGGCCUUUGACUGCAAUACGUUCUACCACACCACACAAAAAAAUCAUUACUGACCAAAAAAUAAGGAGAAGCAAUAACUGAAAUGAGAUUGCCAUACUACUUCAGCACAAUCACUGCUACUUUACACAGCUGACUAAAAAGGCUUGGCGUCGCUCGGCCUUGAGAAAUGAAUGUUUCCCAGCUCAUCCCGUGCUUUCCCCUGACCUUUACUCACUCGUGAAUUUUCAGUUUCCUUAACCCCUUCUUUCUUUUCAUGUCUUUAAUCUUAUCUAUCCUGGUGUCCUGCUUAUUGUUCUCAACUUUUUCACUGCUUAAGAUUUUUUUUUUUUGUCCAGUUUACACAUAACAAGCUGCUUAUCAAAUGAUUACAUAGUAUACAUGAAGCCGCCCUUUAAAUUGUUUUGAUGUAAAGAAAGAGUGGGGGGGAAAUAAUCUAAGAUUUUAUGUUCAUUUAAAAAUGUAUUUGACACUAGUAUAAGCAGAUUAUCUUCAAAGCGUGUUGUUUACUUGCAGAUUUCCGCUGAUCCAACAGGUAUAUUUUCUAAUAAUGUAAUACCCGAUCCAGCUUAUGCCUUGUAAUAAUAACCAUACAAAUCUCGAAAACAACCAAAAAACAAACAUGCUCUCAUUUGCGUACUGCUAAAAUUCACUCAGAGCAAACAGAUUGUCGCCUCUAAACUGAGAUGCUUGCAGGUUGCAGUGGAGGAAAUAUGCCUCAACAUCACAUUCUUCAUGAAGAUCUACCCGCUUUGUCUGCUAGGAUUUACUUUUUUCUUUCUUUUUUUUUUUUUUGAAAAAUUAUGCAUUCUCUUUACUUUUGCCUCUCAAAAGGAUGAUUUAUAGUUGUGUUAUUGAAUACUCAGGAAGAAUAUUGUUACCUCAGAAUGAUAAAAUAAGAAUGUAUGUUAUUACCUUAGGGUGUUUGUAGGGAGCUUUACGGAGCGAGAUGAAAAAAAAAACGGAGCCAUGGCUUUUAUUAAGAGCAAAACAUACUCUGAAAACUUCAGGGAAACGAUGAACUUACAAGGCCUUUGAAACGAACAGUAGAAAACACACAAACACACACACACACACGCACACACACACACGCACACAUAUCCACACUGCUUUUUAGCUCUGGGAAAUUAAACUUGAGGUUUUUGUACCAAGGCCUGAAAUGUUGAAUGUAAUUCAGAUAUUUUUUUUAAAGAAAGGACAAUACAUGCCAUAAUGUACAUCGAUGUUUUUAGAUAUAUGAAACAUAUUUUCUUCAUGUAUAGAUGUAAUUCUCUUAUAAGUUUUGGUGGAGAAAUGAAUGACAUGUUAAGUGUUAGUGUAGUUAGUGGGGGAAAACGGUUUUGUGGACAAACUGUCAGAACAAAGCACUCCUGAUGAACAACUUUUGACAUAUCAAGACGUACACAUACUACAGUAUAUGCUCUAUAUGUUUGUUAAAUGUCUUAAUGUGUCCAAUUUCCAUUUCCCAUAUCAGUAUUGUGAAACUGCUUGACACAGUGUCACCAGUCAAUCAGCUUGACUUUAGUUCUAACAUGAAUUGACAUGAAGUUAAAUAUUAAAUAUGUGCACUGUUGGAAAAAUACAUUCAGUUACAACUAGAAACCUUUUUUUUUGUCACAGAGAUGUAGCUUUGUUGCUCCAUUAUGCCAUCCCUUCAUAAGUUGUGCCAUACAAUUAUUAUUGAUCUUUUUCCUCCAUAAUUAAAUAGCAGACGUUUUGGGGG